Silurus meridionalis is the source of this 2621-nucleotide messenger RNA. RefSeq lists its product as uncharacterized. The record is from RefSeq and is a predicted model, not a curated record. The transcript has 8 exons. Bases 185 to 1936 code for a protein of 583 amino acids. Lineage: Eukaryota; Metazoa; Chordata; Actinopteri; Siluriformes; Siluridae.
AUUUCCUGUAAAAGUAGACAGGUCUGUGCAUGAUAAUGUGCCUUCUGUUCCUGCAAUAUUUGGAAUGUUGUAUGUUGAGAGCUAGCAAUUGGUCCUUUUUAGUGAGUACAGUAACAUAUUUCCUGCUUCUACAACUGCUAAAACUAAAUCCCAAGUUCAGGCAUGAAAAGCUAAACUUUGUAUUAUGGCAUUCUUUCUCAUGGCUCGUUAUUUGAACAUGUGGGAGUUUUGGUUUCUGCUCUUGGCUGGUAAUUUCAUAACUGAGUCCUGGACCCUUAAUUUCAAUCAUCUAGAGCUGACAUUUGGCCAGCAGCUAAGUAUCAAGUUGAUGACUGUGACUGACAAAUUAGAAUUUACACCUGUGAAUAAACUGCAGCCAUAUGUUAUCUGGUCCAGAGGUACCCAGUCAAAAAAGGGACAAGUAAUACCAUCAGGGGAAGAAAGAUUCUUUAUAAUUAAUUCUGUCACAUUUGAAGAUCAGGGAAACUUCACAGAGUGGAACUUCUGGGAGAAAGUUCAUUCAGUCCAUUCACUGAAGGUUCUCGGUAAAAGGCGUGUCCUGGGUUGUAUGCCUGGUAAAAACCUCAGCAUUUCCCUGGAUGGCCUUUCAAAGAAUGACUCUAAACUUCAAUACUCUAGCAACAAUUUUACCCUCACUCUUGUGGAGCAUGGCUUGCCUGUGGGCAACAAACAUCCUGGUUAUUGGGGACGGAUUCAUGUAACUACAAAAACUAUCCAAGUUCUUAUUAUUGACGGUUCAGAUGUGGGAAAGUACACACUCAUUGAUCGCAAAAAUAAUACAGUGACAGUCAUCACUUUGAAUAUGCUUGGCUGUGAACCUAAGACCACUCAGGUGAAACUAAUGCAUGGUGAGGUUUUUAGCAUCGAGAUGCCAAUUUGGUUCAAUAAGCUGGAGUUUCGUUCAGUGAAUGGUGUGCAUUCUGUUAUCUGGCCAAGUUGUGCCCAGCACACAAGGAGAGAUGUUAAAGGAUCAGGUUAUCAAAGGCAAUUUAUAAUUAGUCCUGUCACAUUUAACGAUCAAGGAACAUACAUGCGGUGGAACUACAGGAACCAAGUUUACGCUGUUUAUAAACUGGAGGUUGAAUAUGCAAGCCAUAUUCAGAAGUGUGUAGUCGGUAAGACACUCAGCAUUUCACUGGAUGGCCUUGCAAAAGACAAUGUCACGCUACGUUUCACCAACCAAGAUUUAAACAUCACUCUAGUGGAGCACGGUAUUCCUGUGGGCAACUCACAUCAACACUUCUCAGAACGGAUUCAGGUGACCAACAGCGACAUCCAGGUGCUCAAGAUUGAUGGAUCUGAUAUGGGCACCUACACACUCACUGAUCAUGAAGAUCGCAAGGUCAAGGUCAUUACGCCGAACUUUGUCUAUCAACCAAACCCUCUACUAGCUCUGCUGCUGUUGCUUUUUAUACCACCCUGUGUUUGCUGCUGUUGUGGGGAUAGGAUUUAUAAACAAUGCAUUCAAAAGUCCACCGCCACUACCACCAGCACAGCCACCAGCACAGCCACCAGCACUGCCACCUUGAUUGUCACCACUACUACCACCACUGCCCCCAAAACCACCAACACUGCCCCCAAAACCACCACCAUUGCCCCCAAAACCACCACCACUGCCCCCAAAACCACCACCACUGCCCCCAAAACCACCACUGCCUCCAAAACCACCACUGCCUCCAAAAACAACACUGCCCCCAAAACCACCACUGCCUCCAAAACCACCACUGCCCCUAAAACCACCACCAUUACCAAAACCACCCCUACCACUAAAACCACCACUGCCACCAAAACCACUGGGAAAACAGUGAAGCCUGAAAAUCAAAUUCCACUUCUUGCAUCGCCAACAGGCAACAAGAAACCUGCAACUCCUGCAGGCAGCAAAAGUGGUAGAGCAGUCUCCAGCCCCAAAAGCUGACCGAAGUCCUUAACUCUAUGAAAUUUGCUGAACAGUUCAGCAUUAACAUUGGUUAGGAGCUGACCUCUUCUUUCUUGCUUGCUUUUUUUUCUGUCUUCAUCCAUUAGUUCUAUUUUACUUCACCUUCAGGUGAAGAACAGGGAUAGUUUGACACAGUCACUCUGCAGUGAUGAUCUAAAGGGUAGUUUAAUUUGUGUGUGUUUAGUCAACAAGCUGCAUUCUAUCAGUGUAAAUAAAUUACAUCUUUUAAUAUUUUUAAAUUGGCAAAGGGCACAGAAUUAACCUUAAGAUAAACAAUUAAUGUAAUGGAUGUAUGAAUGUGUGACUUUACUGAUCCUCAGGGGAAAUGUAUAUAUACUUCCAUAAACUAUACCAUUUAUACCUUUAUUUUUAGUGUGAUACAGUUCAUAAAUAGCAUUUUCAUUUGUGAUCUGCAGAAUACAACACAAAUAAAACUGAAGUUUCUUUCCUUUUCCUGCAAAAUCCUGAUGUCUGCCUAUAAAGCAAAAAAUAAACCAGACGGUCAGCCACCUUUAGAGCAACAAGUACAGGUCAGGUUUUGCAAGGUACAGAGUAGACAAGCAACAACAGGAUUCUGAUCUGUAAUUGUAUUAAGAUGUUGGAAUGAAUGCUUGCUGUCUUUAAAUGCAGACUAAAGAUUAAUAAACUCUACUCGUGCACUGAG